ACCUGACCGCGCCUCACGAAGGCAUCCAGGCGUUCAGCCGCCCUCAGCCUGCCAACAUACAAGAACUCUGAUCCUCGAUCCCUGUCGAUGGAACCACAUUACCCAGACCUCUUCCUUCCACUCUAGUUCUAGAGUUCAUUCAAAGUUUCAGUUAUUCACUUCUAAGCUUUUGCCAGGACUCACACAAGAUGAAUUCCACUACGAUGCAGCCGCCGAAGGCACCGUCCCAGUGGGCAAGUCCCACCGAAUGGGAUCGACACAAGGCGAAGAUCUCGGAGCUUUAUGAGACUAUGGAGCUGAAGGAUGUAAUGAGCACAAUGGAGAAGGAUUAUGGCUUCAAGGCCACGAAAAAAAUGUACAAUACACGUAUUGCGAAAUGGGAACUGAACAAGCGCAUACAAGCCAACGACUACGGUAGCAUGAUCAGAAAGAAACGAAAGCGUGCGCAAGAGGACUGCGGCAAGAAGUCAACAUUCAUCCUUCACGGAAGAGCUGUGCCAGAUGCCAAAAUCGCACGAUUUGAAGCAAGAACCGGGAGACAAGAGGUUGACGACCUCAUAGCUACUGCCCCAACACCGCCGGGUUUGAUUUGCAGAACCCCAACGCCUUCAAGCCCGUUUCAUCGCUCUGUUAUUCCUGCGGCUUCAGCUCUCCUUUCACCUACGAGCUCAACUGGGAGUAUCUGGAACUUCAUUUCCUGGAACGAAUCCACAAAUCAGCCUUCAGAGCCUUCUAGAUUCCAUCAGUCUACCGACUCAUCUGCGAACCUGGCUGGAUCUCAAUCCGUCGACGUGACAAUGGGCGGCAGUGAAGUCUUUGCUAGAUUUUCACCAACCCUUGGUACUCGAAAUUUGCUUCAAAGCCAGCGCCAAUCCCAUGCAGGUUCCGUCAAUGCAUUCCUACACCACUACCAGGACGAGUUUCUGUCCUUGCCGCAUUCGAGUCCCGGACUACAGAAAGCCAUUAUCGCCACAACUACUAGCCCCAGUAGCUCACCCACAUUUUCCAUUGCAUCCCUUCGGCAGAUCACACCAAGCCCCGAGCUUUUGCAAGCCUUCGAGGGCCUAGCUUUUAGUUAAAGUCCUUCGCUCUCAAGCACUGAAUGGUGGUCUUCAUUCGCCAACUUUAGAGAAUCCUGUCCAGCAAGCC
This is a messenger RNA of Mytilinidion resinicola, 1149 nucleotides long. RefSeq lists its product as uncharacterized. Bases 189 to 1079 code for a protein of 296 amino acids. NCBI's taxonomy places the organism in Eukaryota, Fungi, Ascomycota, Dothideomycetes, Mytilinidiales, Mytilinidiaceae. The transcript has 3 exons. The record is from RefSeq and is a predicted model, not a curated record.